AUGGGAGAUCAGUCUCAGAUGAUUGUUCAACCUCAGCCAAUAAUGGCAACGGUCGGUGACGACAUCACUUUACCAUGCCAUGUGAAACCUGCUACAGAUGCCUUUAGUGAGAUGCUGGAGUGGUCGAGAGCUGACCUGAACCCCAGAUUUGUCCAUGUGAGGCGAUUCGGUGAAGACCAUCUGGUUGAUCAAAAUCCAGCCUUCAAGGGAAGAACAUCAGUGUCCAUAGACGGACUGAAACAUGGAGAGACAUCACUAAAACUCUCCAAAGUGAAACUCUCUGAUGAGGGAACAUACAAAUGUUUCAUUCCAGGAUUAAAUACAGAAUCUAGUGUUCAGCUUGUUGUUGGUUCAGUAUCAUCCCCUGAAAUAAACAUUUCUACAGUCAGCAAAGGAGUGAUGUUAGACUGUAAAUCUAAAGGCUGGUAUCCAGAGCCUGAGGUGUUUUGGCUGGACGGUGAGGGAAACCUCCUCUCUGCUGGACCUACAGAGACAGUCAGAGGUCCUGAUGACCUCUAUACUGUCAGCAGCAGAGUGACUGUGGAGAAGAGACACAGCAACAGCUUCACCUGUAGAGUCCAACAGAAGGACAUCAACCAGACCAGAGAGACUCACAUCCAGGUUACAGAUGAUUUCUUUGAGGUCCAGUCCAGUUCUCUGUCCACCAUUAUUGGUUUGGCUGUUAGUUUGGCUGCUUGCAUCCUGUUAAUGUCUGCAGCGACUGUCUUUUUUGUGUACAAACGGAGACAAAACACAGUCAAGACUAAGACAAGCUGCUGUGAUGAAAUUGAUGAGGAAGGAAGGAACAACUCUAAAGGAGAGCAACAGCAGCUCAUGACAGAUCAGAACAGAGAAGGAGAAAAGAUUAAACAUGUGGUCCAUGGUGAGAAUCAGACGAUUGAGAUCUUUAUCUUUAUCCUUCUGUGUUAUUGA
Molecule: messenger RNA, 933 nt
Organism: Micropterus dolomieu (smallmouth bass)
Lineage: Eukaryota; Metazoa; Chordata; Actinopteri; Centrarchiformes; Centrarchidae
Product: butyrophilin-like protein 10
Exons: 6
Coding region: 1-933 (310 amino acids)
Source: RefSeq, a predicted model, not a curated record